UCAACAUCCGGUUGCUAACGUUCACUUCCUGUUCCUAAGAGGAGACGGCGCAGGAAAAGAGUGUCUUUGGAUAAAGAAAAUAAUACGUAUAAUAGUGUGUAUUCGCAUACCUGAUCCAUCAUGUCGGGACAGAACGCUCUCAACAUGAAGCAGCCGCCGAUCCAGUCGACGGCUGGAGCCGUGCCGGUGCGAAAUGAAAAAGGUGAGAUCUCUAUGGAGAAGGUGAAGGUGAAGCGCUACGUAUCAGGUAAGCGGCCCGAUUACGCCCCUAUGGAAUCCUCGGACGAGGAAGAGGAAGAUUUCCAGUUUGUGAAGAAGGGCAAGGAGGCAGAACCUGAGGUGGAGCUGGAGGAAGAAGAGGUGUCCGACCCUCGGCUGAAGCGUCUGAUGAACCGUGUCUCAGAGGAUGUGGAGGAAAGGUUGGCACGACAUAGACAGAUUGCUGAGCCAGAGCUGAUGGCAGAGGCCAGUGAGGAGUCAGACGAAGGAACAUGGCAACCUGAACGCGACGAGAGCAGCGAGGAAGACGAGGAGGAGGAAGAGGAAGUCGAUGAUGAGGAAAUCGAGAGGCGUAGGGCGAUGAUGCGUCAGCGAGCUCAUGAGCGCAAGAAUGAAGAAAUGGAGAUCAUGGAGGUGGAAGAAGAGGGCAAAUCUGGGGAGGAGUCAGAGUCGGAGUCAGAGUAUGAGGAAUACACAGACAGCGAAGACGAGACAGAACCACGGCUCAAACCCGUCUUCAUCCGCAAGAAGGACAGGGUGACUGUGGCUGAGCGCGAGGCAGAGGAGCUGAGGCAGAAGGAGCUGGAGGCUGAAGCCAAGAGACAGGCGGAGGAACGAAGGCGCUACACCCUCAAGAUCGUGGAGGAGGAGGCAAAGAAAGAGUUUGAGGAGAAUCGACGCACGCUGGCCGCCCUGGAAGCGUUGGACACGGAUGGAGAGAACGAGGAGGAGGAGUACGAGGCCUGGAAGGUCCGUGAGCUCAAGCGCAUCAAGCGGGACCGUGAAUCGCGAGAAGCCAUGGAGAAGGAAAAGACUGAAAUUGACAGGUUCCACAACCUCACAGACGAGGAGCGCAGGGCUGAGCUCCGGAACAGUGGCAGACAGGUUACCAACAAGGCCAUUAAAGGGAAAUACAAGUUCCUCCAGAAGUAUUACCACAGAGGAGCCUUCUUCAUGGACGAAGAGCAGGACGUAUUCAAGAGAGACUUCAGUGCCCCCACCUUGGAGGACCAUUUCAACAAGACGAUCCUUCCCAAAGUCAUGCAGGUCAAAAACUUUGGACGCUCCGGACGCACUAAGUACACGCACUUGGUGGACCAGGACACCACCUCCUUCGACUCCCCGUGGGCUCAGGAGAGUGCCCAGAACAGCAAGUUCUUUAAACAGAAAGCAGGGGGUGUGAGAGAUGUGUUUGAGCGUCCCACUGUACAGAAGAGGAAGACCUGAACUUGUCCCCAAUGGGGCAGACGAGUGGGGUUGGGGAAGAUGUACAUUCAACUGAUAGACCCAGACUGACGCUCGCCCUAGACCACCCACCACAGGAACAGCUGUGUGUCAGACAGGACUUUCUGUUCAUAGCACAGUGGGAGCCCAUGGAUACACACGCAUUUCUCCUAAGUGAUUAUUUUGGAUAUGUUCUAUUUUCCUGAUAUGGGGAUAGCAUGGGUGCUCACUUUUUUCCCAGGGAAUGCCAUUUGUCAGUCUACGUACAUUAUCAGUUUAAUCUGUCAGUUUUCUGUGUAAGUAAAACAUAAAGGCAUUGUUUUUUUCUAGGCUAAGAGUUUUAUUCCAUUUUCUCAUUUCUUUAUGAAAUUGUGUAAAUAACUUAAUUCUUGUAUUGUUAACCGUGGUCUGGAGUGUUCGCAGCUUUUAUAGAUUGAUUAAAUCCAGUAAUUCCA
Messenger RNA from Brienomyrus brachyistius, 1898 nucleotides. RefSeq names its product microfibril associated protein 1 (gene mfap1). Gene Ontology annotation, molecular function: RNA binding. The record is from RefSeq and is a predicted model, not a curated record. The transcript has 8 exons. The coding region runs from base 121 to 1446 and encodes 441 amino acids. Gene Ontology annotation, biological process: mRNA splicing, via spliceosome. Gene Ontology annotation, cellular component: U2-type spliceosomal complex. Lineage: Eukaryota; Metazoa; Chordata; Actinopteri; Osteoglossiformes; Mormyridae.